AUGCAAUGUCUCUCAACUGUGGUAUAUCGUAUAUCUGUUAAUGGCAAUCUUUCCACAAGUAUCACUCUUACCAGAGGUAUAAGACAAGGGGACCUUCUGUCAUCUUACCUUUUUCUCCUGGUUGUUGAGGGUCUUUCUGCUACUAUUAGGGCUAAGGAGAAAAUUCAUCAAUUUACUGCCCUUAACAUUUGUAAAGAUGCCCCCAUUAUCUCUCACCUUUUCUUUGUCGAUGAAAGUAUACUCUUCACUCUUGUCACCACUGCUUCUAGUGCUGCCAUUAAGGAUAUGUUGUUCUCUUACCACAAAGCCACUGGCCAAACUAUCAACCUUGCUAAAUCUUCAAUCAUGUUCUCCCCUAACACCUCUCAUGAUUCCCAAGACCUCUUUAGAACUUCCCUUGGUCUAGGCAGUGAAGGUUUCAUAAGCAAAUAUCUCGGAGUUCCUCAUUGCACUAGCAGAAGUUCCAACUCUCACUUCCAUUAUUUUGUUCAAAAAGUGGCCUCAAAAUUAAACAUUUGGGAUGGAAACUUUUUCUCUAGAGCUGGCAAAGAAACCCUCAUCAAAGCUGUGGUUCAGGCUAUACCAUCUUAUGCUAUUAACUGUUUCAAACUGCCCAAUUCUACCUACCUCACUAUUCAAAAAGCCAUCUCUAAAUUCUGGUGGGGUUCCUACACUAAUAAGGGUAAAAUACAUUGGAAUCAGGGGCCUUCUUUAUGCACAUCAAAAUUCCAUGGUGGUCUUGGCUUUAGGUCUCUUCAAAAUCAUAAUCAAGCUCUCAUUGCCAAGCAAGCUUGGAGAAUUUGGUCCAACCCUUCAUGA
Cannabis sativa is the source of this 819-nucleotide messenger RNA. RefSeq lists its product as uncharacterized. The record is from RefSeq and is a predicted model, not a curated record. The transcript has a single exon. The coding region runs from base 1 to 819 and encodes 272 amino acids. NCBI's taxonomy places the organism in Eukaryota, Viridiplantae, Streptophyta, Magnoliopsida, Rosales, Cannabaceae.